AUGACCCAAGAAAAUGGUACUGAAGUGACUGAGUUCAUUCUAUUGGGAUUUGCAGUUCGACAAGAACUACAGUACAUCCUCUUCCUGGUAUUUCUGCUCAUCUACAUGACAUCUCUCGUGGGCAAUGCUGGUAUGAUCCUGCUCAUCAAGUGUGAUGCUCGCCUUCACACUCCCAUGUAUUUUUUCCUCCAAAACUUGGCUUUUGCUGACCUCUGUUACACUUCUGCUAUCACUCCCAAGAUGUUGGUCGACUUCCUGGUCUCAGAUAAGUCCAUCUCAUUCUCAGGGUGUGUGAUACAAUUAUAUGUUUAUGGUGUAUUCGCCACAGUUGAAUGUUACCUUCUGGCUGCCAUGGCUGUAGAUCGUUAUGUGGCCAUCUGCAACCCGCUCCGUUACCCAGUAGUCAUGUCCCAGAGAGCCUGCAUCCAGUUGGUCAGCGGAUCUUAUGUCAUGAGUUCCUUGAAUACUACCACACAUGUAGGCUCUCUCCUUUCCCUGUCUUUCUGCAAUUCUAACAAAAUCAAUCACUUCUUUUGUGACUUGCCCCCAAUAUUGAGACUUUCCUGUUCCAAUAUUGAUUUUAAUGUCCUGUUGAUCCUGAUUUUUGUGGGCUUUAACCUGAUAGGCACAUUCCUGGCUGUGUUCUUCUCCUACCUUUACAUCCUUGCUGCCAUCUUGAGGAUGCCCUCUACUGCAGGGAGGCACAAAGCCUUCUCCACUUGUGCUUCUCACAUGACUGCUGUCACCAUGUUCUAUGUAACAGCCUGUUACAUGUAUUUACAGCCUUCUUCCAGAAAUUCAGAAGAGAAUGAUAAAAUAGCUUCUGUGUUUUAUGGUAUCUUAAUACCCAUGCUGAACCCCCUGAUCUACAGUCUAAGAAACAAGGAGGUAAAAGAGGCAGUGAAAGUUCUUAUGAAAAGUUGUUUUUGA
Messenger RNA from Antechinus flavipes (yellow-footed antechinus), 930 nucleotides. RefSeq names its product putative olfactory receptor 5AK3. Gene Ontology annotation, molecular function: olfactory receptor activity; G protein-coupled receptor activity; odorant binding. Gene Ontology annotation, biological process: G protein-coupled receptor signaling pathway; sensory perception of smell. Gene Ontology annotation, cellular component: membrane. Lineage: Eukaryota; Metazoa; Chordata; Mammalia; Dasyuromorphia; Dasyuridae. The record is from RefSeq and is a predicted model, not a curated record. The coding region runs from base 1 to 930 and encodes 309 amino acids. The transcript has a single exon.